AGAAGAAGAAGAAGAAAUAGAGAAUCGAGAUAACUUUAUUAACGUGUUGGUGUUAAAUUGAAGAAGAUUGUACAAGAAGAAAGUUGUAACCGCUUAUUGUUCUCCGGCCAGAGGGACAGGAAAACACUACAACUGCAGAAAACAGGGUUACAUUUCUUUCAUUUAAAGGAGGAAAGUGAAAGUAUUUUUCAGCUCAACAGUUUAAUCUGCUACCAGUGUAGCGCGCGGCAGAAGCCCCCAGACAGACUAACAGGACGAACAUGGUCGUGCAAAUCCUCAUCUGUGGAUUCCGCGGGGAGCAGAAGGUCAUCAACCUGUGCGACACUAAGGAGCAGAUUAAGAGCAUCACAGGGCGGCAGCUGAAGGAGAAGAUAAUACAGCAGACCGAUUUCUCUGUAUACGUUCCAGAUAUCUUAUCAACCAACGUCCGACUGAUCUUCUGUAAUAAAAUAUUGGAUGACGACUCUCUGCUGUCUGAAUAUGGAAUCCAACACACAUCAGUCAUUUACAUGAUGAGAUCCUACCCAGGGGGAGGGACGUAUCCCGGGAAGGGAGAUGGUGGAAUGGGUGACAAAGACGGCAAAAACCGAAAGCUAAAGAGGCGUGCCUGGCAAGGACAAGCAGGAGAGGACAGACUUCUGGGAGCUGGGGGCGCGUCUGCUGCGGGCUCUGCUCUCACCCGAGGCUCCGUGUUCCGUAAUCAGCCACGGCUUAAGAGGGAGACUCAAAUAUCCAGUCCCCGCCGGAUUGUUGAAUAUUCACUCAAAACCUCCGUCGAGCCUCAGCAAGCAGUCAGCCAGAAAACUCUCUGUUCCGCCGGCAGCCUGGUCUUUCCCCUGUUCCCAGUCCGCCAGCAGCCACCUUGUGCUUCCCUCAGCACAGGAGCAGGAAGGGAGCCUCUUCCUCGACCCCCCGACCCCCCUGCUCAACCUCUAUUGAAUAAACUGUGCACAGUGUUUCCCACACAUAGGCUUUACUUGGGCGGGCCGCCCAGGUAGAUUAACAGCCACCCAAGUAAAUUUGGCGACCCAUUUUAAAAUUGUUCUUGAUUGCAGCGCAGCGCAUAUUCGCUCCGCACAUCCUCUCUCUCGGUCAGUCUCGCUCUCUCGCAAACACAGACAACAGACCCGUCUGUGAAUUGAAUGGUUGGUAUCAUUAACACCGCUGCAUAAAUCUGUCAAACACAACGCUGUCAAUGUCGGAGACCCAUCUUCAAAACAGUUAUUAGCAAGCAUGUAAGGCGCCUAGCUAAGGAGAGCUAAGUUAACUUUGCGAAACAGCUGUCAAAGUUAGCACGCUAUAUAACUGGUAGUCAACAGGUGUAUUCGAGAUAACUGGCUGACUUUCGCCGACUUGAUAGAUAGGAGAAUAAAAACAGCACUGUCAGACACAAUCUACCUCCGGUAGACUGUGUGAGCUUUACUGUGAGUUUAUAACAAUGUUCAGGCCUUGCUUCCACAAGGUCUAGUGACGUUUUGCAGUGCAGGUGUGCUGAAUUCUGCAUGCCUGUCGUGAAUUUGCAUACACCUCUCUCUGUUAUACUGAGAAGAGGUGGAUGCAAAUUUCGGCAGGUAGCCUACAAAAUCUGUUUUGCCAAAUAAUGCAAUUCACUUCUUAAGGUCCUUUUAGGACACGUUGCUGUUUGAACGCGGUUAACGCCACAUGUUUUUGCUGAAUCUCAAGAAAUAGUACUUUUACUAAGUGUAAUAAUAUAUUAACGAUUCUUAACGUUCAUAAAAUAUAUACUGAUCAUUUAUCACUAUCGAUGAACCCCACAAAGAAUAGUAUAGCGUUUAAAAGCAGAACUUUAAUGCAUUUUCAUACAAUUGUCGGCAGGCAUGCAAAAUUCGACACCUGUGACAGUCGAGUGAGAAUUGUUUUAAGACGCGCUUGAAAUAAUGUUUUUGUGUACUGCAAUGCCUGACCACAUGAUAUAAUAGCAUGUGAUGUUAUGUAAAAUAGACUACUGCUCUUUGUAUGGUCAUAGAUUCUGUAAUAAAUUGUAAAUAAUUUUUUAAAAGUUGAACCUACCCUUUGCCAACUUUAACCAACUUAAUGCUAAACCCAGAGUUGAAAUUUCCUGCCUUAGCUCAAGAAAAUUAAAUAAAUAAUAAUAAUAAA
Molecule: messenger RNA, 2121 nt
Organism: Micropterus dolomieu (smallmouth bass)
Lineage: Eukaryota; Metazoa; Chordata; Actinopteri; Centrarchiformes; Centrarchidae
Exons: 5
Coding region: 261-998 (245 amino acids)
Molecular function (GO): protein binding
Source: RefSeq, a predicted model, not a curated record